Molecule: messenger RNA, 390 nt
Organism: Trichophyton verrucosum HKI 0517
Lineage: Eukaryota; Fungi; Ascomycota; Eurotiomycetes; Onygenales; Arthrodermataceae
Exons: 3
Coding region: 1-390 (129 amino acids)
Source: RefSeq, a predicted model, not a curated record
AUGAAGAAGAUCGAUGGUGAGCGCCGUGUUGCAGAUGCGAGGUUCUGUAUCCACAACGGAAAACGAGAGAGAGAGCGAGCCUUGAAGAAAAAUUUAAGAGGAGCAAGAGAAGAAGAAGAAACAGAGCCUUCUCCAAGUCUCUUUUUUUUCUCUUUCUUUUCUUUUUCUCUCUUUUUUGCUCCUCUUCCUUUUUUUCCCUUUAACAUGACUUCCCAAGAGCGUGGAAAGAUGAUGCUCCGUAUCCACCAGGCAGGCAAGGGUGGGUCUUCCUCCAUCCAGAGAGAUAUCAGAGAUAUAUAUGUUUUUUUAUUGUUGUUGUUUUUUUUUUUUCCAUAUAUUCUGGCACUCAUAGGAGAGGGAGUCGACCUAGGUGUAAAAGAGAAGAGAUGA